UGGCAAUGUGCGGAUCAGCCUUUAACAGAUGAUGCCCCCCAGGUCCUGUGGAGAACAUGAUGACCAACAGUAAGGUGGCCGUGGAUUCCUUCCUCUGCCUGGGACGCUUAUCUUACAACCAUACCAAGGAACGACUCCUGCUCAUGUACAAGCCCAUAAAACGAAUCAUCUGGGAUUUCGAUGAACAAGCUAAAGUAAUUCACAACGAAACCUCAGGCAUCGACAGCAAUGUGAAGCCCAUUGAAAAGGAGGUCGAAAGCGACGAGGAAGCAAAGGCUAUGGAAGCGGACGCCGACUACGUGGACAAGGUGUCCGACUCGGACUCGAGAACCAAGCUGGUCGAAGAGAAAUACAAAGAGCUGCAAAAGGAGCUCGAACGGGACAAGGACAUCGAAGCCAAUUACGGAAAGAAGCUGGAACUCCGCUGCGAAGGCAUCUUUUCUCAAGGCGUUCGAGGCUGCAGACUUGCCUUUCGUGCUGCCGAAGACCGAUGUUUUCAAGCGUUGUGGGUACUCGGCUACCUUCUCUGCUGGCCAAUGAAACUGACCAUUUUAUGCCACGUCGUAAGCACAUUUUUAGGGAAACGAACAUGCGACGGCUUGCAGCCAAUAAACACCGGCUUCGGCGAGAGCAUCUCGGUGAUGGAGUCGGUCAAACAGGAAUUCGACAAGAACUUCAAGGUCAAUGUUCAGUAUAAGGUAAUUCUACCCGAGGACGCCAUCAACGUGAUCACGCCCGAAGACCUCCAGAAAAAGGUGAACAGUGAAUUCGAGCACCGCAAGAAAGGAAUUGGCCUCCUCUCGACGCUGCUGAGUCAGGUGUUCGCGAUAGUCGUCGCAUCGGCCGUACUUGAGGCCAGAAACUACGUCGAUAAAUACCUGGACGACGUGACCUUCGAUAACCGUUACAUUACGGAAUACUUCGGUAAAAUCGACGAUAGACGCGCAAGAAAUGGCCUCAUUACGCUAUUACCUCUCAAGAGAUACGAGGCUAUAGACAUCUACGACCCACUGGAGUUUCGUAUGUCCAGAAAAGAAUACUCAAUGGUGAUGCGAGGAAUAGGAGGCGAACUGGUUCACGUCGUCUUCGGGACUAUAAUGCUCGGUCUGGACUCCCUGAUCUACGACGUGCUAGAUAUUAUCAGGCGCAACGCCGAGGUUCAGUUUGUCCAGGAGGGCUACCAUCGGAUAGCGAUGCAAGUGUUUGGAACGGGAGCUGUGAGCAAUCUGGUGAGGAAAGUCUUCAAGGAUUUCGACGUCGAAGAAAAGUUGGAGAAAAUAGCCAGCAACGCACACUGCCUCCCAAAACCAGUGAAGACGUCACGGUGGCUGAUCGCCCGUCUUUAUCUUGUCUACGCUGCCAUGAUAUCACUGGUGAUCGCCGAGCUAUUUGUUUUGAGAUUCAGACGAGUUGUCUGCGCCUAUUUUUUCAGAAAGAGAGAGAAGAAAAGGAUCAUUCACCUGUACAACAAAACGCUCAAGAGGAGGGUGGGAUACAUCAAGUACGUCCGUCAUAGGAUCCGGCGGCUCGUCCGAGAGAGAGAAUUCGACCUCGACGUCGGUUGGUUCGAAUUCGUCCGCAAGAUGGCUCCACGCGCCUACAGGCUUCUGCAGGUCUUGGGACUCGCUCACCGAAGGGUGUGUCUCGUGUGCGACGACCCCGAAGACUCUGAUUUCUACGUUUGCACGACCGAAGUCUGCCAGUGCGUUUAUUGCUUUCAGUGUUGGAACGAGAUUGGCAGGUGCUACGCGUGCGAGGAGUCACAAGAGGACGAGUCUCCGCUGAGUGACGAACUCGUCUAAAGCACCCUUUCAACGGCCUCUUUCAUUCGUUCCCAGCGUUCGAUUUCAAGCCUUCGUAAAAUCACGGUGAAUAGCAUUAGACACAAAAAAGGGACGGAUCAAAGGCAUAAACAGAACACUCAAGUUCUGAUGGAAGGUGUCGCUGACGUAUGUAUAG
This is a messenger RNA of Ixodes scapularis (black-legged tick), 1959 nucleotides long. It is a transcript of the gene snky, whose product is annotated as E3 ubiquitin-protein ligase DCST1. The record is from RefSeq and is a predicted model, not a curated record. Gene Ontology annotation, cellular component: membrane. Bases 57 to 1802 code for a protein of 581 amino acids. NCBI's taxonomy places the organism in Eukaryota, Metazoa, Arthropoda, Arachnida, Ixodida, Ixodidae. The transcript has 14 exons.